GAGCCGGCUUCAGUGCUUCAACUCCCAGGCUGCCUUCGGAACAUGUCUUCCAAGAAGAACAGAAAACGGCUCAACCGGAGCGCCGACAAUGGUUCGCCCUCACCCUCCGCGUCUCCCUCUCCUGGGGGGGCCUUGGCUCCUUCUGCCGGGCCCGGCAUCGCGGCGGCCGCCGGGACUCUGACGGUGAUCAACUUCUUAGAAAAGGAUGACAAAGUUCCUAAAAAAUUCCAGAAUUCCCUUGUUCAACUUGGGCUGAGCACCAUGAAGUCUGCAAAUACAUGUAUAGGCCGACCGGUGUUGCUUACAAGUUUGCAUGGAAAGCAAGAGGUCUAUACGGCCUGGCCUGUGUCCGGAUUUCCUGGAGGCAAGGUUGGCCUGAGUGAUAUCGCACAGAAGAAUGUGGGUGUCAGGGUUGGUGAUACCAUCCGGGUCCAGCCUCUUCUGGGUGCUGUGCUGCAGGCUGAGGAGAUGGACGUGGCACUCAGUGACAAAAAUGUGGAGAUUAAUGAAGAACAAUUAGCUGGUUGUCUUCUGAGAAAACUAGAUGGCAAGAUUGUUUUACCAGGCAACUUUCUGUAUAUUACAUUCUAUGGACGACCGUGCAAGUUGCAAGUGUUGCGAGUGAAAGGAGCAGAUGGCAUGAUACUAAGAAGGCUUCAGCAUGACCCUGACAGUGGUGCCCGGGGAGUGGCCUCAGAACAGUCCAGCAUAGAAGCCAGUACCCUGGAUAUGUCCUUACAACUAAGCCAGUUGGACCUGGCAGAACACCACGACCCGACAUCCAGCAGUACUCCUUGCAAACCAGUCGAUGGCAGAAUGACAGAUAGAGCUGGUGACAUUUUGCCGGAUGUCACACAGAGUCCUGGUGGCAGCAGUGGACUUGGGCUGGAGGAAGUCACAAGUCUUAAGUGUAGUUUUGCGUCUGCCAGGGAAGGAAAUGAACAUCUUAUCAGUGAAGAGAGAUUGCUUGAGUCAGCCAGCAUGGGCGCAAAACGCAACACCGACACUUUUUAUUUUAUUUCUUCAACAACCAGAGUCAAUUUUACAAAGAUGCGUACAAAUUCAAAAGAGCAAGACAACCAAUUCAAAGUGACUUAUGACAUGAUAGGAGGCCUAAAAAGUCAGCUGAUAGCAAUUAGAGAAAUAAUUGAAUUGCCUCUCAAACAGCCUGAAGUUUUCAAGAGUUAUGGAAUUCCUGCCCCUAGAGGAGUGUUGCUCUAUGGCCCUCCGGGUACUGGAAAGACAAUGAUUGCCAAGGCUGUUGCUAAUGAAGUCGGAGCCUAUGUUUCUGUAAUAAAUGGUCCUGAGAUUAUCAGCAAAUUCUAUGGGGAGACCGAAGCAAAGUUACGUCAGAUAUUUGCUGAAGCCACUCUGCGGCACCCAUCAAUUAUUUUUAUUGAUGAGCUGGAUGCACUUUGCCCUAAAAGAGAAGGGUCUCACAAUGAAAUGGAAAAAAGAAUUGUAGCUUCACUUUUAACACUGAUGGAUGGUAUUGGUUCAGAAGGAAGUGAAGGACGGGUGUUGGUCCUCGGGGCCACAAACCGCCCUCAGGCUUUGGAUGCUGCACUCCGCAGACCUGGACGAUUUGAUAAGGAGAUUGAGAUUGGAGUUCCAAAUGCUCAGGACCGGCUUGAUAUCCUCCAGAAGCUGCUUCUAAGGGUGCCGCAUUUGCUCACUGAAGCUGAGCUGCUGCAGCUGGCAAACAGUGCUCACGGAUAUGUGGGAGCUGACUUGAAAGCCUUGUGUAAUGAAGCAGGUCUCUAUGCUUUGCAGAGAGUCCUGAAGAAGCAGCCUACCCUCCCUGAUAGCAAGGUGUCGGGACUGGUGAAGAUUACUCUGAGUGAUUUCUUGCAGGGGAUGAGUGCCAUCAGGCCCAGUGCCAUGAGGGAAGUGGCAAUCGAUGUCCCAAAUGUCUCCUGGUCAGAUAUAGGAGGAAUGGAAAAUAUCAAAUUGAAAUUGAAACAGGCUGUGGAAUGGCCCUUGAAACAUCCAGAGUCUUUCAUCCGAAUGGGUAUUCAGCCACCUAAAGGAGUGCUUCUGUACGGGCCACCUGGAUGCUCUAAAACAAUGAUCGCCAAGGCUUUGGCCAAUGAGAGUGGACUGAAUUUCCUAGCCAUAAAGGGGCCUGAAUUAAUGAAUAAAUAUGUUGGUGAAUCUGAAAGAGCGGUUAGAGAGGUCUUCCGAAAAGCAAGGGCCGUGGCUCCUUCCGUUAUUUUCUUUGAUGAACUGGAUGCCUUAGCGGUUCAGAGAGGCAGUUCUUCAGAUGCUGGGAAUGUAGCCGAUCGUGUUUUGGCUCAGCUCUUAACAGAAAUGGAUGGCAUUGAACAGUUGAAGGAUGUGACAAUUUUGGCAGCUACUAACCGCCCAGAUAGGAUAGACAAGGCUCUGAUGCGGCCUGGACGAAUCGAUAGAAUCAUCUAUGUGCCUUUACCAGAUGCAGCAACAAGAAGGGAGAUAUUCAACCUGCAGUUUCACUCUAUGCCAAUCAGUGAGGAUGUUGACAUGGAUGAACUUGUCCUCCAAACGGAUACCUACUCAGGAGCAGAGAUUAUCGCCGUCUGCAGAGAGGCAGCUCUUCAGGCUCUGGAAGAAGACAUUCACGCCAGCAGCAUCGUGAGAAGACAUUUCAGUCGGGCCUUGAGCACUGUGACACCCAGAAUUCCCGAAUCACUGAGACGUUUCUAUGAUGACUAUCAAGAGAACAGUGGGCUACAUACACUCUGAAAAAUGAUACAUAUUCAUUAUGCUAAAAGUGCUUUCUAGAGAAAACUCGUUCGGUUUUUUAAAUUCCGUCUAGAGAGUAUCAAAAAAGAAAUCCUUAAGCAAAAUGUCCGAAGUAUGUUGGCUAGAAUUAAGGGGCUUCAGUUCUUGUAGACAUUCAAAAUCAUAUGGAUACAGUGAAAAUAUCCAUGAAGCUCUCUGGACAGGAGUUUAAAUCAGUUUUGUCUGGAAAUAUAUGCUGAGUUUUAAAAUGCAAACUUUUGGGAUUUUCAUUUGGACCUGGUACAUUCAUCCCAUGAAAUGCUUUCCUUGCUCCAGAAUCCAUUUCAGUGCAUUCCUAAAUGCCAAACCUGCGGGCAUCAAUUUUAUAUUAGAAUAGAGAGAGUGCAUGGUGAGAAAUAGUUACAAAUGGUUUAUUUUUGAAGGCUAAACGAUGAAAUGGCCAAAUGCACCAACCAGACUUAUGUGGCCGUUUCUCCAAGUCUGUAUUUGUUCUCAUUAUAGUUCACACCUACAUUUUUGCUUUACCCUUCUUAACUUUUACUUACGGCAACUAAAAAACAAACAAACAAACAAACAAAAAACUAAGUUAUUUCAUAUACUGUCAUGUCCUUUGAAAGUUUAAAAAAUUGGAAAUAUAAGCCCAGUCCAGGCCUAAAGCAGUAGGCUUGAUUUUUUUUUUCAUAAAAUGCUAAAAUAAAUCAUACGACAUAGUCAUGUUUUAACUUGUACACAUUUUCAGGUUACCAAUAAACAUUUUCAGUUAAAAGAUAAGCCAAAUUGUAUUCAAUCAUAUUGUCUCAUGCUGCAGUCUAAGUAUGUGUAUUUAUGUCCCUAGUUACUUAUUCUUGGGAUUUCUUGACACUUUGAAACUUCAUAAAUAUCCUUGAAAAGACUGUCGGAAAUUGACUCCCUGACUUCCUGGCAAUGGAAAGAAUGUGCACUUAAACCUGGCACCGUAGAUCUUUGCAAGUUCCCAGAAAGGUAAGUCAGGCAAGAAAUACCUGAUUCUCAAAAUGAUGGGGUCUUCCCGUUUUUGCGGUGGCAGAUAUUAUGAAGUCUUGUCUCAACUGUUUCAUCCUUUGCCUACCAAAGGGAUUAGCAAGGCUUUUUUCCCCAGGCUACAUUGGUUUAUUAAUACAUAAAAAAAACCACCCAAGGGACGAAGACUAUUACUACGAUUUAGGACUGUGCUGUCAAUAUAAUAGACACUGGUCACAUGUGACUAAGUUUGCAUUUUAAUUAAAAUGAAGUAAUAUUAAAAAUUUAGUUCAUCAGACGUGUUAGCCAUGUCUCAGGUGCUGGCUGGGCCCCCGGGACGAGAGCCUGCCACACUGAAAGAAUAGACUGGGAGCAUUUCUAUCACUCGGACAGUUCUGCUGGACUCUGAUGAUUUAGAGAGUAAGGCUUACACACUGAAAUAAAUAGAAGCUCAAAAAGUACUUUUGUGCUUCCCAUUUUCCCUUUAAUUUUUAGAGGACCAUAACUACUUCCCUGUAAGUGCUGAGGUCACAAGAAAAUAAGAACACAGCUUUUCCCCAAAAUUAAAGAAAUCCCAUGGCCAAUAAAGCAAAAACCAGAACAGUCAACUUGAACCAACAAGGAGACUCUCGAGCUGGAGCCUGGAUGAUGGGAAGGAGGGUGACAGUCUCAGUCAGCAAAGAGUUUAGAUGUUCAAGGCCACUACUGUUCUUCAGCCCGGACGAUAUUUGAAGUUAUAACUGAGCCCACACAUAAUGCCCAGAUCUUAGAAGGCCAGCUCCUUCAGUGUAGGGCAGACAAGAAAAGAAACCCUCCCACUGGCGGGGGGACCACAAGUUGUCUUGCUUGGUCUGUGCUUUAGAUUGAAAAAGCAAAAAAGAGGCCCCUCUGAAAAUUCUGACUAUGGACUCACCUGACCAUGGUUGCAGGAUAUGAAUCCACAAGAGCUUUGUGAUGCGGAAGUUCGAAGCCUAGAAAUGACCAUGGAUGCAUGGAUCCAAGCUAAAAAUAUCCUUGGGGUGACUAGUUAGAGAAACGUAUCCUCAGCCCGGCCACAGAGGAUUCCAGCAGCUAAAACCCUGCCUAUGGAGUUCACAGUCCCAGAGGAGGAGCUGUGGAGCCUCCUACUCUGUAAGUGGUACAGCCGCUUCUGAAAGCAGCUAGCAUAUCUAGUGAUGUUGAACACCGUGUAACCCAGCAGUUCUUCGUGGUGAGUCUCUCAGAGCAAGCUGUGUUUACUGAGGUAACAAAUAAGAAAGUCAUAGCACCAUUGUUUGUAAGUACUAAGGAACUGGAAACAACCGAAAUAUCCUGCAAUGAGAGAGGACCUCUAUGGAAUACUCAUACAGCACAGUACUUACGGCAGUAAAAAAAGAAAGAAAAGAAAAGAAAAAAAAAAAAAACCUAUGUAUAAAACAGGUGAAUCUCAAAAACAAAAAGAACGUUUCAGAGGAAUACUUACAAUAUUACUGUUUAAGGCAUGUAAAAUAAUAUGUUGUUUAUGGGGAUGUGUAAUGAAAGACUACGUGAGUAGAAAUGGAAAGCCCCAAAUACUGGGGAGGAAUUUCCUCAGGGGAGAAAAGCUGAAAAGUCUCGUAUCUUAAGCUGGGUUGAUGGGGAUGCCAGUGUUGAUUGUAUUGCGGUGUAAUAUAGACUUUUUGUAUGCCUAGGUAUUUCGUGAUAGUUUUUCAAAGAUGAGCCUUAAACUGAUGUGUUAUGGUGCAAGGGUGAAAUGCAUCUGUAGCCAUGUUCUGUGUUCUAACCACGAUCACGUCAUUCAACCCAGUGGCAUUGUCUCCCCCGUGAUCUGUAGUGCU
Molecule: messenger RNA, 5519 nt
Organism: Rhinolophus ferrumequinum (greater horseshoe bat)
Lineage: Eukaryota; Metazoa; Chordata; Mammalia; Chiroptera; Rhinolophidae
Gene: AFG2A
Product: spermatogenesis associated 5
Exons: 16
Coding region: 43-2724 (893 amino acids)
Cellular component (GO): cytoplasm
Molecular function (GO): ATP binding; ATP hydrolysis activity
Source: RefSeq, a predicted model, not a curated record